GCGACAGCUCCAACCUCACGUCCAGUUUCAAGCUUUCAAUGCGACAACGGGAUCUCCAUUGCCAAUAUGUGCGGGAUCCGGCUGGUCCUGUCUAAUCCUCAUGGACCCGCAGAAUUAAAGUACGGAUGCCAAGCAUCUACAAUAAGUACUCACCCACCCUCAUCCCAUUGUUCCUUCUCACUCCACUCACUAUCCCCAAGCAACUUCUCUCCUAUUUUGCUUCGACAAUCCGGCGGGCUUCUCUCUUUCUAUUCCCUCUUUUUUAUCUUCAUCUUGCCAGUCAAGCAGAUCACGUUGACCGUGCAUCUAAUUACCCUUCACGCCUCGACGGAUCACAUUCAUUCCUUUUGAUACUUCCUGUACAGCUUUUUGUAGUUCGCCCGGCCUCUUGUCCCCCUCCGAACACUCAUAUCUUCAAGAUGCGUUUUACUCAAGUUGCCUGCGCUACGGUGUUCGCUGCUGCAGUUUAUGCCAACCCUUCCCCUGCGAACAACGCAGCAGCAGCAGCCGCAGACAGCACAACACUCGCCGCCAAUGCCAUCCAGAGCGGUUCAUUCAACGAUGGACAACAGGAGACUGGAUCUGAGGCUGGUCAAGCUGCGUCGGCCACAUCGGUAAACAACUUCAUAAAUAUCUGUGCUGGGAAGACACUGACGAACGGUCUUCAAUUCACCACUGGCUCAUGUAACGGUAUCCCAAUGGGAGACAUUCCCGCAAAGACCUCCAUGAUCUCAUGUAUCAUUACCAACCCACAACAGAACGGUGCCGAAAUUCCUUCAGACACGGAUUUCAAUAUCACCGUCCAGGUUGCGAAUCUUGUUGCCGGUUCUUUCACCAACGCAGAUGCCACAUAUUACGCUGCACCGCAAGCUCUAUCCGGUGGAAAGGUCGUUGGACACACUCAUGUUACUGUUCAGGAUCUCGGUCAAAACCUGAACCCCACUCAACCGCUCGAUGCCACGCAGUUCGCAUUCUUCAAGGGCAUCAACGACGCCGGUGACGGGAAUGGUGGCUUGACCGCUGUGGUGACAGGUGGUCUUCCAGCGGGCAACUACCGCGUAUGCACCAUGACUUCAGCAUCCAACCAUCAGCCCGUCCUCAUGCCCGUCGCUCAACGUGGAACUCCCGAUGACUGCACCAAGUUCGUCGUCUCAGGAAACGGCAAUACCAUAAACGUUGCUGCCAACAACGGCGCAAAAGGUAUUGCUGCUGCCGCCGCCGCUGCCUCGGCUGUUGCACUCGGCCCAGAUGUCAACGUUGCCCAAUCCAGCGCUGCUGGUGCAACUGCCACCAAUACCGCCGCCGCAGCAAAGGGCAACGGAAAGGCGGGAGCCGCAGCCGCGCAGGCAUCUCCAGCUGCCACCAACGCUGGGACUGCCAAUGCCGGACAGGCACAAGCAUCAGGAGCCGCCGCAGCCAAGGGACAAGGACAGGCAGCAGGCAAGGGAGGGGCUCAAUUUGGAGGAGGUCAAGCGGGUGGCAAGGGCGGUAAGGGUGGUGCCCGAAGAGCGAAGCGUGAAUUCAUCGCGUAAGUAGCGUGGCCGGGGGGCGGCAGCUUGGAUAUAGAAUGGGGACAUCGGAGUUUAAUGACGAUGGAGGAGACCCGGAAUUGAAUGGGAUGGGGUGGUGUUUUUUUCAUGUCCGUCGUCGAUCUGGCAGGCAGUUGUGGGGCUGCUGCACGAUGGCGGGAGAAGUGUGCCUUUUCUCAAGAGAAUCAGGAACUUACCGUGUCAAAUGUCAUUUGUCUAUAAAUCGUCCUCUUGAAGUAAAGCAAGC
Molecule: messenger RNA, 1776 nt
Organism: Hyaloscypha bicolor E
Lineage: Eukaryota; Fungi; Ascomycota; Leotiomycetes; Helotiales; Hyaloscyphaceae
Exons: 2
Coding region: 420-1532 (370 amino acids)
Source: RefSeq, a predicted model, not a curated record